Molecule: messenger RNA, 2595 nt
Organism: Salarias fasciatus (jewelled blenny)
Lineage: Eukaryota; Metazoa; Chordata; Actinopteri; Blenniiformes; Blenniidae
Product: XK-related protein 6
Exons: 3
Coding region: 228-1964 (578 amino acids)
Biological process (GO): apoptotic process involved in development; phosphatidylserine exposure on apoptotic cell surface; engulfment of apoptotic cell
Cellular component (GO): plasma membrane
Source: RefSeq, a predicted model, not a curated record
AGAGCACGGUAACCAGGUGGGAAUCGGGCUGCAGAGGAGGGAAAGAGGGGAAAGAUGUGCUGCGUCUGCGGCGCCUCUGGUGCGCAAUCUGGGGACGGACUGAGGCGCGGCGACGCGCCAACACCCCGCUUUUAGAUGGCUCCAACAUUUGGGGUGCAAAACAGGUGUCAGGGAAGUGUCGUCACGAACCCCGGAAGCCGGAGGAGGUGGGAACAUCAGAGGGAAAGAUGGCAGCGAAAUCCGAUGGUCGCGGGGUCGUCACCGGUUUCGCCCAGCUGCACAACCUGGACGAGGUGGUGGGGACGGGAGAGGACGACACUCGGGACGGCAGCUCAUUCCACAUCUGCCACUGCUGCAACACCUCGUCGUGCUACUGGGGAUGCCGGAGCGCCUGUCUGCAUUACCUCCGGAGGAAGGGGAAGGGGAAGGGGAGAGAUGCAGCGCGACCACCGCAGGAGGAGCGCCUCUGGCUGGACUGCCUGUGGAUCAUCCUGGCGCUGCUGGUCUUCUUCUGGGACGUGGGGACCGAUCUGUGGCUGGCCAUCGACUAUUACCACAAGCAGAACUUCCUGUGGUCUGGCCUGACCCUGUUCUUCGUGCUGGUACCGUCGGUUCUGGUCCAGAUCCUGAGCUUCAGGUGGUUUGUCCAGGAUUACACCGGGGGAGGACUGGGCUCCGUGGAGGGGCUCAGCAGUCGGAGAGCAACAGUCAGUUUGCAAAGAGACAGGUGCUGCAGACUCUCUGUCUGGAUCUGGCAGACCCUCAUACACAUCUUUCAGAUGGGACAAGUGUGGAGGUAUAUCCGCACCAUGUACCUCGGCAUACAGAGUCACCGGCAGAAAGAGAACCAGCGGCGGUUUUACUGGGCUAUGAUGUACGAGUAUGCCGAUGUCAACAUGCUGCGACUUCUAGAGACCUUCUUAGAAAGCGCUCCUCAGCUGGUGCUGCAGCUCUGCAUCAUGAUCCAGAGCAACAAGGCUGAGUGGCUGCAGUGUUUUUCUGCCAUGUCCUCCCUGGUGUCCCUGGCCUGGGUGCUAGCCUCUUACCAUAAACUCCUGCGUGAUUCACGUGACGACAAGAAGAGCAUGAGUUACCGAGGUGCCCUGGUGCAUCUGUUCUGGCGCCUUUUCACCAUCUCUUCGCGGGUGCUCUCCUUUGCCCUGUUUGCCUCCGUUUUUCACAUCUACUUUGGCAUUUUUGUGGUGCUCCACUGGUGCGCCAUGGCUUUCUGGGUCAUCCAUGGCGGCACCGACUUCUGCAUGUCCAAAUGGGAGGAGGUACUGUUCAACAUGGUGGUGGGCGUGGUCUACGUGUUCUGCUGGUUCAACGUACGUGAAGGACGGACGCGGUACAGAAUGGUGGCCUAUUACGCCGUGGUACUGUUAGAGAACGCCAUCCUCAGCUCCCUUUGGUACGCGUACCGCGACCCAGCCACCACCGACGCCUAUGCCUCUUUUGCCCUCUGUGGCGUCUUCCUGUGCUUUGCCUCAGGUGUGGCCUGUAUGGUUCUCUAUUAUGGGGUCCUACACCCUAUGGGCCCCCGACUAAGGGUGCUGGCCAGCUCCUGCUGCGCCGAGCUGCUGUGGGGCCUUCCUCUUCCCCCUGAAGCCGAGCCGAUGGCUCCCACACCGGGACCUCGCGGCUCCCAGGCCACCCCCACACGGGGUCUGGCGGGGGAAUACGUGGAGUCAGACGAAACAGCCACGGACACCUGCCUUCCUGUUUUCCAAGUGAGGUCCACGGAGCCUGUGGACGCAGCCGGGAGGCCCAUCCGGCCCGAGGGUCCGCUCAUCAAGAUAGACAUGCCCAGAAAACGUUACCCGGCCUGGGACGCACACUUUGUGGAUCGGCGCCUGCGCAGGACCAUAAACGUGCUGCAGUACAUUAGCCCCAAUGCGGUGGGCAUCAGGUAUAGGGACGGUCCACUUCUCUACGAACUCCUGCAGUACGAAUCCUCCCUCUGAAGGCAUCUUCUCUCUCAGCUCUCUCACCCCUCUUACACACAAUAAUGCACACUUUACCAUUCUCUCAUUUCUCUCCUCCUCCUCCUCCUCUCCAGAUAUUAUCUCCUUCUAGUUGACAUUCAACUCUUACCCUCUCUGCUCUGUGAUCAUUCAGCUUUCCCUGCAGGAGAUGUGUGUUUUGUCAACCGAAAAUCUGUUAAGACACUCUAAACACACAGCUAUGAUUUAUUUUUUCAAAAGAAAAAAAAAAAAACACAGUACAGAGAGAAAAUUAUAAACUUACAGUAUCUUACAGUAUGUGAUAUAUACAGAAGUCUCAUAUAAAUCCUUCUACAGUGAUAGAAGAGGGUUCUGUAUGAGUGUGUAGAUAACAUAUGAAUGUUUCAUUAUGAAAUGUGUUUAAUGCAUUAUACUGUAUUGGUGAUUCAACCUGUGAAUACUUGUGAAGGGCAUAUUGUUUGUCCCUGUGAUAUGGGACUGGCGCAAAGCCUGAUGGGAAUGAUGGAGGAGAGCUUCAGAGAGGGCAGGUCUUUGCACAUCCCAACAUUUACUGCCAUUCUUUAUGUAAAUCGUUCAAAUAUUUGAUAAUGUUUACUAUGUCCUUAGCCCGUGGUUUAAAAAGGAAAAAAAA